Messenger RNA from Epinephelus fuscoguttatus (brown-marbled grouper), 1292 nucleotides. RefSeq names its product claudin-10-like. Gene Ontology annotation, molecular function: structural molecule activity. Gene Ontology annotation, biological process: bicellular tight junction assembly; cell adhesion. The coding region runs from base 67 to 852 and encodes 261 amino acids. Lineage: Eukaryota; Metazoa; Chordata; Actinopteri; Perciformes; Serranidae. The record is from RefSeq and is a predicted model, not a curated record. The transcript has 5 exons. Gene Ontology annotation, cellular component: plasma membrane; bicellular tight junction.
GGGAGCUGCUGUGCCAUCGCUUAGAUUUGCCUUGUCUCUGUCCUGAGGCUCAACUUGAAGGCAAGCAUGAGUUACAGGACUGUGGUGAUGUACAUGGAGAUCGGCUGCUUUGUGGUCUGUGUGUCUGGAUGGAUCCUGGUGUGUUCUACCAUGCCCACAGAGAUCUGGACAUGGUCCGAGGUUGACAGCAUAGUCUUAACCACUUCAAACUACUUCUCCAAUCUUUGGAAGGAUUGUAUAUCUGAUUCAACUGGAGUGUCUGACUGCAAGGGAAUUCCAUCAAUGCUUGCACUGAAUUGGGACAUUCACAUGUGCCGUGCUCUCAUCAUCAUCUCUAUUAUCCUGGCUUUCUUUGGAUCCAUUCUGGUCUUAGUGGGAAUGAAGUGUACUAAAAUUGGGGGAUCAGAGGUUGCAAAUGCAAGAGUAACCUUUGCUGGAGGAAUGAACUACCUUAUUGGAGGGAUGUGUUCUAUGGUUGCUUUCUCCUAUUAUGGAAAUAAAAUUAGAGCAGAAUUUCAAGACCCCAACUACAAAGCUCAGAAGUUUGAAAUAGGCGUUGGCGUCUUUAUCGGCUGGGGAGGCUCCACCCUACUUGUUGUUGGAGGUCUUAUUUUCAGUAUCUUUGCAGGGAAGGAAGGGUGCCACUCAAGCCCAAAGAGAUUCCCUGAGUACAGGUACCCCGAUCCCUACAGAGCUGUUCCAACAAAAAAGAGCAUUGAGUCUUUGACUCGUACAGAGAGCACUGAUAGCAGAAAAUCAAGGACCACCCGCAGCAGCAGCGGCAGCGGAGGCAGCAGCAUCUCAGGGAUCACAGAUUCGACAAAGACAUCGGCAACAAAUGCAUAUGUGUGACCUCUUUUCAAAGGUGGAAUAUAUAUUUUUUCUUUCUCUUCUUCAUGGAAUGUGUGGGUGGUUUUAUUUUCCAAGUUCUGCUACUGCUUGAGCUCUAUAUUAGCUUUUAGAAUAGGCUUUUUUCCACAACAGUUAUGCUGACUUGCCAUAGAAGGAAAUGCACUGGUGUCACCAGUGGCUCCAAAAAGUGUCCCAAAAUGGGUAUUAAUUAUUUAGAUGUUUUGUUGUUGUAGCCGUUAAUAUUUUUUAUAAGAUGAAAAUAAAAAAUGAACUAUCUUUACAUGAAACAUGAUAGAAGUAACUGAUAAUGCUUGUUGACUUAACAAGUAAGCUACAUAUCUCCAGACAUAUUUAACUGAAUUUUGUAUGCUGUAAUUUAACGCUGUGAGAUGUUUUCAGAUGUUCUUGAAAUUUGCAAUAAAACAAAAUGUUGAUAUUGA